AUGGCUGCAGUGCUCGUACGCAACGCGAUGCACCAUGCUGUGGCGUUCCUGCAGCACAAGAUCUUUUCUACUCCACCGACACCGGCGCUUAUUCUGGCUCCUUUGAUGCUGAAUGGUGCAUCAUCUGCGCUUUCUUCGAACCCGCUGAUGGACGCGAUCUGGUUGGCUGCCCCCAAGUCAAAGGUGACACCGUCUCGCAAAAGAAUUAGGAACAACCAUCUGAGUAAACGUCUCAAGAACAUUGUACACUUUCAGGACUGCCCUUUGUGUAAUGAGAAGAAAUUACGUCAUCGUCUCUGCAUGAGCUGCUUUAAAAAGGGCAAGUACUUUCACUUACGAUUCACAGUGAUGGACGAUGUCUCCAUUGGGCUUGAGAUGGAGCAUGAGAAUGCGUCGUUUCUGAACGCGUCAGUGUCUACCACAGUAGCAGAAGAAGUGUCGCUUCCAGAUCCAACACUGACACGAGCCUCUGCGAAUUCGUCAAGACUAAAGUCGACCUCAGUCGCAACACCACCGAUUGCAUUUGCUGUAAACGCAGCAGACGAUCAUCUGCGUGUGUCGUACCAUUGUAAAGCCACCAAAUGUUUCCGUCUUCAAUGGGAAUCGGAAAUGAACCCGCGAUGCAAGCGUCAAACUACAAUCGUGAUUAAGGAUGCCGUGUACAUCUUUGAUGGCUUUUAUUUAUUGUGUCAUAGCAAUCCACCCGAGGUCCCACGGUUCGAGUACUCGCGUGGAGGUGUCAUGUGUAAAAUUCACUUUGUUCAAGAAGAGUUGCCGUCGUCUGUACGCGGAGCGACCAGCAACGAGAUGGAUACGGAUGGCAACGAACAGGCACACCGUUCCUUCUGUGACUCGCUGUUCCUGCUUCAACGAUACGUGUUCCAGCAACUACUGGGUAUUCAACCAGCUCACUUGUUUGGAACCGUCUUUACAGACUUAGAUCAUGCUACAGGAGACGUGUCCGAGAUUUGUGGCGACUACCAUUUGGUACCGCGGUUUAUUGCCGUGCAUGAAAAACCAUUGCUGCAUGUUGAAGACUUGCAUUCACCUAACCGUGUGGGUUAUGCGGUGGGCCGGUUGUUAUCGGUGCAGAAGAUACUGGAAUAUCUCGAAACCAGCGCGAAAUUUACCGUGCGCGACUUCUUUAUGCAGUUCGACCACCGACAGCUAAUUGGCUGCAUCGUUUCCACUCGCAUUAACGGAAAACCGAGCGUUUUUCGUAUUGACGAACUACUGAUGGAUGAAGUCGACGGGAUUGAAGACGGCAAAUUCCCUGUCGAGAAUCGUGGUGUUGUUACGAAAGAUGGACGGUAUCUGGUGCACGCGAUUGCUCACCACAGCCAAGGCGCUUGCAACUACGAUGGUGCCAAGUCGAAAAAGAGAACUCGCAAGUGGCAGGAACAAGGGCAAUUUCUACAGCUAUCACCGGAGGUCGAGCCUCUUUCCGAAACGAUGCUGCCAGCGGAAUGCCAUCUUACGGGUAUUCGCACAGAUCUCUUUGAGGUGGGUAGCGCAAUGCCCAUGGUGCUGAAGUAUGUACGCCACUUUGAAUUGCUUACGAGUUUUGAAAAGACGGUGGGAAUAAAAUUCAAGGACAAGGCACUGUUACGCCAAGCUUUCACCCAUGGAUCAUACAUUGACGUAGGCAUGCAAAAUGUCAACACAGUUGAGGCCACUCGGUCACGCGUUCGGCUUGGGCACGUAUUUGAAAAUGUUGCCUCCCUCAAAAGAUCGCGCAGUGUACUGCUUAAUGGAGAUUCGCUACUGUCUGCCAAGGUACCAGGAAAUAAUGCCGCACAGUUGAGGCAGGUCGCAGAAAAGCACUUGUCUGGAGAUUUCAAAGAGGAAUUUCACUCCCGGUAUUUAUGUCCAUAUGAACGCUUAGAAUUUCUGGGAGACGCCGUUCUUGGCUUCCUUGUGGCCUCAUCAGCUUUUUUGAAGUUGCCAAACGCCGAUGAAGGAUUCCUUCAUCAGACGCGCGUUGACAUUGUGAAUAAUAGUAACCUUGGCAAAAUGGCAAAAACUGCCAACUUCGAGUCGUUGCUGUUAAGCGCAUUCGAUCUAGCGAAAUUGAAUGAAGAGUUAAAGGCAAAAAUCACGGCGGACUGCUUUGAAGCGCUUCUUGGUGCGCUCUUCAAGGACCAGGGUAUUGCAUCGUGCCGUGCACUGCUGGGCACGCUUAUGGAUUUACACGACCCUGAGUUGCGCGAGUUGUGUUACCUUUCAACGGAGGAACUAAUUGAAGAGGCAAAAGCAUUCGUGGAGAAAGACCGAAGUGCUAUUAAGAAGUGGAGUAAGUACACGCACACGAGGCUGCUGCAUCGUCGCUUUGGCGCUCGUUCAGGAGUGGAGAUCGCCAACACGCAUUUGUGGUUGCAUGCUUUCACGCAUGCAUCGUUCCAAAAGCCUCAAAUCAAUGAUGACGAAUUUAUUGGGCACGACCCAAGCUAUGAGCGCAUCGAGUUUCUUGGUGACGCUGUGCUGCAGCUGCUGUCAUCCGAGUUCCUUGUUGAUGCUUUUCCGUACCACCAGGAACAUCUUCUCACGCAAGUGCGAUCAUCGCUUGUGAAAAACACGAAGCUGGCGAUCGUUGCGCGUAAGGCCGGAUACGAGGAGUUUAUUCGUUUGGGAAACGAGGUCAAGAAGAACGGGAACUUGUAUGUUGAAGACGUGCUAGCCGAUGUGUUUGAGGCUACUCUUGGUGCAGUGUACCUGGAAAACCCGGGCGAUUUACAAAAAGUUCGUUCAAUUCUAGACCAACUGCUUUUUCCGCGGCUCACAGAGGCCAUCCGACGUCGCCAGUGGAUGAACCCGCGCAAGGUCUUCAUGUAUUACAUUACUCAGUGGGGUAACUCAAGUUCGCGGCGGGUUCCGUGUCAGUUUAAGAACAUCAAAGUACCCGGUAUAGCCACUGAAGCAGGCGUCUUGGUGCCCAAAUGCAAAGAUGGCGAUGCGAACAAGAGCAGUAAAAGGAAAAAAGCUAACUCAAAUGCCCCUCCUGGACACGCAGUGGCUCUGUACGUGAACAACUUCCAGGUAGCUCGUGCGGUUGGGCGUACCAUUGCUGCAGCUCAAGACGCAGCCUGCAAGAAGGCUUUAACGCUGUACGGCGUCAAGCUAUACGACGACUAA
This is a messenger RNA of Peronospora farinosa, 3132 nucleotides long. NCBI's taxonomy places the organism in Eukaryota, Oomycota, Peronosporomycetes, Peronosporales, Peronosporaceae. The record is from the annotation of a GenBank genome assembly.